Molecule: messenger RNA, 585 nt
Organism: Aspergillus affinis
Lineage: Eukaryota; Fungi; Ascomycota; Eurotiomycetes; Eurotiales; Aspergillaceae
Exons: 1
Coding region: 1-585 (194 amino acids)
Cellular component (GO): mitochondrion
Source: RefSeq, a predicted model, not a curated record
AUGCUCUCCUCACUCUUCAACCGCAACCAAGGACAACAACCCACCUCUCCUCCUCAAGACGCCUCCUCCUCACCGAACCAAUCCCAACAAACCCCCUCAAAACCCGACGAAGAACCCCUCCCCGAACUCCGCUUCAUCAAACCCAACACAAAAUACAAGCUCCUCCUCGGCGGCCUCGCCUUCUUCACAUUCUCCCUGAUAACGACGCGCCGAGCCCUAAACAGACGAUUCCUCGCACAGAUCCCGCCCUUCUACACGAGUUCCGUGCUCCACCGGCCCAAUGUGAACGGCGGGAUGGAGGCCUUCGAGGCGCUGAAUCUUGCGACACUGAAUGUCAUCUCGUUUGGCAUGGUCGGGUCCGGUGCGGCGAUGGUGGCGUUGGAUAUUAAUCGGUUGGAGGAUAUGCAGAGCUAUGUGAGACGUGGGUUCAGUGUUGAUGGGGGCGAGUUGUCGAAGACGGAUCAGGAGAUGGAGGAGGAGGUGGCGGAGUGGGUGGGGAGUGUUUUGGGGAAGAAGUUUGAGAAAGAGGUGAGGAAGGAGCAGUUGGAGGGGAACAAUGCUGCUGCGAAGAAGGAGGAGAAUUGA